This is a messenger RNA of Raphanus sativus (radish), 900 nucleotides long. RefSeq lists its product as uncharacterized. The coding region runs from base 1 to 900 and encodes 299 amino acids. The transcript has a single exon. The record is from RefSeq and is a predicted model, not a curated record. Lineage: Eukaryota; Viridiplantae; Streptophyta; Magnoliopsida; Brassicales; Brassicaceae.
AUGAACAAACCAUUGUUCAUGCGUAUUGUGCAUCAUCUUUCAACCGAAGUACCAUAUUUUCAACCAACACAUGAUGCAGCCGGGCGAUCUGGUUUAUCUCCCCUCCAAAAAUGUACAGCAGCAAUUCGUCAAUUGGCUUACGGUGGUGCGGCUGAUACAGUUGACGAAUAUGUCCGACUUGGCGAGACAACUGCUCGAAAAUGUUUGCACCAGUUUUGUGCGGGAAUAAUCCACUUGUUUGGCGAUCAAUAUCUAAGACGUCCCACACCGGAGGAUCUCCGAAGACUACUUCAUGCUGGAGAAGAACGUGGCUUCCCAGGGAUGAUUGGAAGCAUCGACUGUAUGCAUUGGGAGUGGAAGAUUUGCCCCUCCUCUUGGAAAGGUAUGUAUUCACGAGGAACCAAUAAACCAACUAUUGUGUUGGAGGCCGUUGCUUCAUAUGACCUCUGGAUAUGGCACGCGUUUUUUGGAGCUCCAGGUACUCUGAACGACAUUAAUAUUCUAGAUCGAUCACAUGUUUUUGAUGACAUUAUUGACGGAAUAGCUCCGCAAGUCAAUUUCUCUGUCAACGGAAGGGAGUAUCAUCUCGCUUACUAUCUAACAGAUGGUAUUUAUCCGAAAUGGGCAUCUUUUAUUCAAUCGAUCCGACUACCACAGGGUCCGAAAAAUUCAUUAUUUACUAAAACCCAAGAAUCGGUGCGAAAAGAUGUUGAGCGUGCCUUUGGAGUCCUCCAAGCUAGAUUCGCCGUUGUUAAAAAUCCAUCUAAUUUAUGGGAUAAAACAAAAAUAGGAAAUAUUAUGAAAGCAUGUAUCAUACUCCAUAAUAUGAUUGUCGAAGAUGAACGAGGAUCAUACACUCUCCGAAACAUUUCAGAAUUUAAUGAAGGAGAAGGGGAAUGA